UGGCCGUGGUCUAUGAACGGUUGGUUGGAGGAGCAGGUAGAUCUGUUGUUGGAUGAGGGGAGGAACUUGCAAGAGGUGCUUGUCAGUGUGAGGGAUGUGUCUGAAGGGGUCAAGUGGGAGACAAAGGUAGGCCUGCUAUGGCCGCUGGAGAAGCUAAAGGGUAGGGUUAGGUUCACCGUGGGAGAAAUCACGGCGGCCGAUGAUGAAGAACAGGCUUUGAACUGCGACCUGGCGAGGUUCGUAAGAGAGCUGAACAGUGGAUAUACGGCUGGAUGAAAUGUAGUCAGCAUCCUGAUGCUUACAGUAUACCUGCCUCAUCUACUCUAGCGCGACGCUUGUUCCCCCGCUGCCCAAUUGCAGUGAGUCAUUUCCUACUACCUCAACCUCACGCUCAAUUACUCUGCCAAAACUCCACAACACUCCUGCUCAAAGAUGACUUCUUCGGAAAAUCCUCGCCUCGGAUGGAUUGGUCUGGGCUCGAUGGGCCUAGGUAUGGCAAACAACAUGCAAAAACACUUGAAAGAGAAAGACAUGCCGUCAAUGAGAUACUGGAACCGUACACUAUCUCGAGGUGAAGCAUUACAAGAAAUCGGCGGUAUCCCAUGCCAAUCAAUAGGCGACCUAGUCCAAAACUGCGACAUAAUCUUCAUCUCAGUCAGCAACGACGCCGUCCUAACCAACAUAAUCGACGAAAUCACAUCAAGCGGCCCCAUCCCAAGCAAAACAAUCGUAGACACAACAACCGUCCACCCCACCACCACCUCCGCCGUCGCCGCAAAACUCACCGCCCAAAACGCAUCCUACAUCGCCGCCCCCGUCUUCGGCGCCUCCCCGCUCGCCAUCGCAGGAACCCUACUCAUCGCCGUCGCGGGCCCCGACCCCGCCAUCCAAAAAACAUCCCCCUUCCUCCAAGGCGUCAUCGCCCGCGCCGUCAUCCCCGUCGGCCCAGACCCCGCGCAAGCCCUCCUGCUCAAAACGACCAGCAACCUCAUCACCGCGGGCAUGACGUACCUGCUCAGCGAAGCGCACACGCUGGCCGCCAAGUCGGGGCUGCCCGCCGCCGUGCUGGAAUCGCUCGUGGAGCAGAAUCUGGGGCCGUAUGCGCAUGGUGUGUCGAGGCGGUUGACGAGCGGUGCGUAUUUUCCCCCGCGCGGCGAGGAGGCGAUGUCCGGGUUGGAACUGGGGAUUAAGGAUGUGGCGCAUGGGGUGGGACUUGCGGGGGAGGUGGGCAUGCGGGUUCGGGUUGGAGAGCUUUAUCUGGAGGCUGCGAGGGAGGCGGAGAGGGUUGGGAGGGAGAGGGGGAGGGGGCUGGAUAGUAGUGCUGUUUUUGGGGUUGUGAGGGUGAGGGCGGGGUUGGAGUUUGAGACUGAGGGUGUGAGGGUGAGGGAGGGGAAGGGGAAGGAGUGA
Molecule: messenger RNA, 1407 nt
Organism: Dothidotthia symphoricarpi CBS 119687
Lineage: Eukaryota; Fungi; Ascomycota; Dothideomycetes; Pleosporales; Dothidotthiaceae
Product: NAD(P)-binding protein
Exons: 2
Coding region: 433-1407 (324 amino acids)
Molecular function (GO): NADP binding; oxidoreductase activity, acting on the CH-OH group of donors, NAD or NADP as acceptor
Source: RefSeq, a predicted model, not a curated record